UUUUUUUUUUUUGUAAACGUUUGUGAAAUGGUUUUUAACAAGGGAAUUUUGAUGCUUGCCAUCAUCGCUUUAACCAGUAUUUUUGAAGCCACGUGUCUACUUGAGGAUAUAAAAAAUGACUUUUUUAACUUAGCAUCGAAAAAUAGGUGUGGAAAAAAUGAAUCCGAUGCAGAAUUUGAUCAUUUACUCCAUUCGUCAAUGAAAAAAUUUGAAGAAUGUGAAACUGAAGCUAUUUCCUUGGCAUUAUCUGAACGUGGAGAGAAUGCAAAAGCUCCACAUCACUUUGAUUUUCUACUAUUUUGUGAUGCUUCGCCUCGUUUAAUCACAUGUUUUAAAAACUUUUCAAACAGUGUACUCUUUUGUGGAAAUCAAUCACUGGUUGAAAGAAAUUUAUUUUUUUCAGCACUACGUUCCUUUACUGGUUAUUUGUGUUCAGAGGAUGCAAAAAGAAUUGCUGUCUUGGUGGAACAAUCAGUUUGCAUUACAGAAAGCUUCCAUGAUGCUGAAUGUUAUACUGAAAUAUUUUCGCGACCAGUGAGCUAUCUUCUAAAGGAUAUUAUCAAUGAAACUUUUUUUUCAACAGUUGGAAAAUGUAUAUUGAGUACUUUAGAUCAAUGCCCAAGCACUGAUCCAUUCUUUUCACCAUCAGUUAGUGCUAAAAAAUUUUUUACUGUUUUGAAAAAUUCACCUGAUUUCAUGUAUUUUCUUUCCAAUAUCCAAGAAUGA
This is a messenger RNA of Aphidius gifuensis, 726 nucleotides long. RefSeq lists its product as uncharacterized. Lineage: Eukaryota; Metazoa; Arthropoda; Insecta; Hymenoptera; Braconidae. The transcript has 4 exons. The coding region runs from base 28 to 726 and encodes 232 amino acids. The record is from RefSeq and is a predicted model, not a curated record.